ACCAUUGGAAAGAGACUUGCUGCUGUCAAUCUAGAGAACAAUGAGACCAACAGACAGAAGUACAGACUUGCGGCUGUCAACCUAGAGAACAAUGAGACCAACAGACAGAAGUACAGGCAGCUACUUUUCACUACCCCUAACAUUGGAGAGCAUAUCUCUGGAGCCAUUCUUUUUGAGGAAACUUUCAAUCAGUCUAGCACAGAUGGCGUGAGAUUUGUUGAAAUCCUCCAGAAGAAUGGUGUCAUUCCUGGAAUCAAGGUCGAUCUUGGUGUUGUUCCACUUGCUGGAACUAUCGGUGAGACAACCACUCAAGGUUUGGACAACCUUGCUCAGAGAGCUGCUGCCUUUAAGAAGGGAGGAUGUGGAUUUGCUAAAUGGCGUUGUGUACUGACGAUUGGUCCUCAUACCCCAUCUCACCUUGGUAUGCUGGAGAACGCCAAUGUUCUGGCUAGAUAUGCUACCAUCUGCCAGGCUAACGGACUAGUCCCUAUUGUUGAGCCU
Messenger RNA from Strongylus vulgaris, 501 nucleotides. The record is from the annotation of a GenBank genome assembly. Lineage: Eukaryota; Metazoa; Nematoda; Chromadorea; Rhabditida; Strongylidae.